This is a messenger RNA of Charadrius vociferus (killdeer), 1206 nucleotides long. RefSeq names its product cyclin B1 (gene CCNB1). The transcript is spliced from 8 exons. NCBI's taxonomy places the organism in Eukaryota, Metazoa, Chordata, Aves, Charadriiformes, Charadriidae. Gene Ontology annotation, molecular function: cyclin-dependent protein serine/threonine kinase regulator activity. Bases 1 to 1206 code for a protein of 401 amino acids. The record is from RefSeq and is a predicted model, not a curated record. Gene Ontology annotation, cellular component: cytoplasm; mitochondrial matrix; nucleus. Gene Ontology annotation, biological process: mitotic cell cycle phase transition; mitotic metaphase chromosome alignment; regulation of cyclin-dependent protein serine/threonine kinase activity.
AUGGGAACAGGGAGGUACGUUCACAAAAAGCCCAGGUUUCAGCCCCAGCUGGUUGCGCAGGGGCCGACUGGAGGAAGGCAGCUUGAGAACACGCUCCAAACCCGAAUUUCGAGGGCAUUUCGCGGGCGUCCCUCCUGUCCGAAGGCCUCACCCCGGGGGGGCUGCGGGCGGAAAGCGGGCGUCCCCGCCCAGGAGAAGACGGCUACCAAGAAGAGGGGCACCGCUAAAGAAGAGGUGCCACCGCCAGUCACGGAGCCUUCCCAGCUGGAGCCUCAGUCUCCAGCCCCCAUGGAGACAUCCGGAUGUGCCCCAUCUGAGGACGUGCUAUGUCAGGCUUUUUCUGAUGUCCUGCUUGAUGUGGAAGAUCCAGAUGUGGACGAUGGUGAUGAUGUAAACCUCUGCGGCAGCUAUGUGAAGGACAUCUACAAGUACCUGAGAGACCUUGAGGAAAACAAACCUGUCAGACCCAAAUACCUGGCCGGCCAGGAAAUCAAUGGGAACAUGCGUGCCAUACUAAUAGACUGGCUUGUGCAAGUACAGAUGAAAUUCAGACUCACACAGGAGACCUUGUAUAUGGCAGUUGGUAUCAUCGAUCGCUUCCUGCAGGACAAUGCUGUUUCCAAGAAGACAUUGCAGCUGGUUGGUAUCACAGCUAUGUUCAUUGCCAGCAAAUACGAAGAGUGUAUUCCACCACACGUCGGAGACUUUGCCUAUGUAACUGAUAACACUUAUACUAAUUCCCAAAUCUGCCAGAUGGAGAUGAAAAUUCUGCAAGCCCUGGACUUUGGUCUGGGUCGCCCUAUUUCUCCACACUUCCUAAGGAGGGCUUCAAAGAUUGCACAGGUGGACUUGGAACAGCACACUCUGGCCAAGUACCUGAUGGAGUUGUCAAUUGUGGACUAUGAUAUGGUUCACUUCUCUCCAUCCAAGACUGCAGCAGCUGCUUCCUGUUUGGCUCUGAAACUCCUCAAAGGAUCUGAGUGGACACCGGUUCUGCAACACUACAUGUUUUACUCUGAGAGCGACCUUCUCCCAGUUAUGCAGCACAUAGCAAAGAACAUCAUUUUUGUGAAUGAGGGCAUUACCAAGCACGUGGCAAUCAAGAACAAAUAUGCCAGCACCAAAAACUGCAAAAUAAGUGGCAUUGAACAGCUGAAGUCUUCUAUGAUAUGGAAUUUAGCGCAACCUCUGCUGAAAAAGUUUUAA